UAUGCUUUAUACCAGCUCUACUCUAGUUGCUAGUCUACAUGUGUUUUUUUUAAUCAGUUUUGUUUUAAAGAUAGUCAGAAACGAGAGCAAACACGUAUUUGCAUGCAAGCUGACGGACUAGCUGUGCUUUAGCUGGAUUCCUAAAACGAGUUAAUCAAGUUGAACAGAAUAUGGUUUAAAUACAAUGCACUACCUUUGCACUGUCAUUAGUCAUCCUAACGCCUAGAGUCUAAAGUCUAGAGCAGUUUUAAUCAAUUAGAUCAGCAAGGACAGCAAAGCUCAACUUUUUUCUUUUCUGUUUUUUUCUUCUUGUUAUUUCUUUUCAUUUUUGUAAACUGGUCAAUUUUUUAAAUUGAUCCAGUGAUCAAUUACUAACGUGAUGUGUUGAUUAACUUGAAUUUCUUCACCUUCACUUCAAGUGGAAAUACAGUUGCCGUGAGGAGAGCUGAGCAUAACAAUUCAGUCAUGAUAUACAUUCGAAGAGAAAAAUUGAGAUUCGUUUUCAUGGUGGCUGCCCUCUUAAUAUCCAUAAGCCUUGUCCUCAGACUCCUGCAGAAGAAUCCUGAAUUAACAUUAUCAAAUUUAGUAGAAAGGUCAGUGGGGGGAGCAGCUUCUUUACAACUGAAAACUGAUAAUCACAAAGAUGAUGGUCCUAAAGGCAAAUGUGGCCUCCCAAAACCAUGUCCUGGAAAUGAUUAUACAUUUAAGAUUUACAGUGGCGCAACAAACAUCAUUGGACCACAAAUAUGCUUUGAGGGGGAAAUGAUAAUAGAGAAAGACAGACGAGGAAACCGACGAGGAAUUAACAUUGCUGUUAUCAAUGAAAUAACAGGUGAACAUGUCAACACUGGCAGCUUCAAUAUGUGGAAUGGAAAGGUUGAGGAGCUGAUAGAGUUUCUGAAGUCAAUCGAGGAUGGUUCUCUUGUGUUGAUCGCCACUUUUGAUGAUCCAGCCACAAAACUUAAUGAUGAAGCAAGGACACUUAUUGCAGAGCUUGGCAGUUCAUAUAUUUCCCAGUUGAAAUUCAGAGAUAACUGGCUCUUUGUGGGAGGGAAGAAAACCAUAACUCAAGUCACUUUUGAGCAGCACAUAAAGAAUGACAGGGACACCAAUAAGUACGAAAGCUGGCCAGAAAUGAUUGAGAUGGACGGUUGCAUACCUCGAAUAGACUGAUUUUUCCUACAGCACAAUUUGUUCUGCCAAAUAAUGUCUUUUAAAUUAGACAUCACAUGAUGUUUUUGCAUCUACAGUAAUACAACAAGCUGAGCCACAAUGCAUUUGCGAUGUGUUUCAUGAUACCUCAGACUGUCCUAAAUAAAGUGUUAUUAAUAGUCUAUUUGUUUACUGUUGUGGACAUACGAUUCUGUUAAUAUUUCUGAGACCAUGUCACUAUUUCAACUGUGGAAUUGAAACCUCUUAUAAUAGAGGUUAUCCUGGACUUAUAUAACAUACUAUUAAUAAAUCUUUUUAAUUUUGA
This is a messenger RNA of Onychostoma macrolepis, 1477 nucleotides long. RefSeq lists its product as uncharacterized. The transcript has 9 exons. Bases 466 to 1173 code for a protein of 235 amino acids. Lineage: Eukaryota; Metazoa; Chordata; Actinopteri; Cypriniformes; Cyprinidae. The record is from RefSeq and is a predicted model, not a curated record.